Molecule: messenger RNA, 1983 nt
Organism: Aureobasidium pullulans EXF-150
Lineage: Eukaryota; Fungi; Ascomycota; Dothideomycetes; Dothideales; Saccotheciaceae
Product: WD40 repeat-like protein
Exons: 2
Coding region: 1-1614 (537 amino acids)
Biological process (GO): positive regulation of transcription by RNA polymerase I; rRNA processing
Cellular component (GO): nucleolus
Molecular function (GO): protein binding
Source: RefSeq, a predicted model, not a curated record
AUGGCGGCCGAAGUACAAUCAUUGCAGCCUCUCAAGCUGGCUGCUGGCCCCGAGGCCAUUACCGCUGAUCAGCGCUACUGGAAAGGAUUCAGAUCACAGCAACUGGUGCCCUCGCCGCAUUCAAAUCCCAUCACGCACAUUUCGUUCCCUCCGUCACCUACGAACCCGCUCGUAACGCCGCCUUCAGAUACUUUCGCAGUCACAUCCGGAAGCAGAGUGCAAAUUUUCUCGUCAAAAACACGCAAGUUGUUGAAGACCAUCACGCGAUUCGGCUACGAUGACAUUGCGCAUUCGGGAGAGAUUCGUCGCGAUGGACGUGUGCUUGUCGCUGGUGGAGACAGCGGUGCUAUUCAAGCAUUCGACACAGGAUCAAGAGCUAUUUUGAAGACAUGGAAGGAACACAAGCAGCCAGUCUGGGUCACAAGGUGGAACCCGAACGACCUCACAUCAAUCAUGAGUUGUAGUGACGACAAGACGGUCAGACUGUGGGACUUGCCCAGCGAGUCGAGCAUGACCACCUUCUCUGGACACCAGGACUACGUUCGCAGCGGUGCUUUCAUGCCCGGACAGAGCAGCAACUUAAUCGUGUCUGGAAGUUACGAUCAGACUGUCCGUCUUUGGGAUUCAAGAGCACCCAAGCGCGCUGUCAUGACCUUCAAGCAUGCCGCUGCUAUUGAGAGCGUUCUGCCCAUGCCCUCGGGAACUCAGGUGCUUGCAAGUGCCGACAACCAAAUCAGUGUCCUGGAUCUGGUCGCCGGAAAGCCCCUGCACUUGAUCAAGAACCACCAGAAGACUGUCACAUCGCUGUGCUUGGCGAACAACGGAACAAGAUUGGUCAGUGGUGGUUUGGACGGGCACGUCAAGGUCUUUGAGACUUCAGCAUGGAACGUCGUGGCUGGUUUCAAGUACCCCAGCCCUGUUCUUUCGCUGAGCGUUGUCGGAGCUGGCGCAAGCAGAGAAGACAGACAUCUCGCAGUCGGUAUGCAAUCCGGUCUCUUGUCAGUCCGCACACGUCUGUCAGGCGAGCAAAAGGCAGCAGCAAGAGAGAAGGAGAAGGAGAUGCAAGCUUUGGUUGCUGGUACUAUUGAGGAGUACGACAUAAAGAAGGCCAAGAAGCUGCGACAAGGCGACAAGAAGGCCUUGCGCGGUCGUGACUUUACCGGAGAGGGCGCUGACAUUGUCAUCGAUGGUAACGCACGCGGCAACAUCAGAAACCAGUCAAAGUGGGAGUCUGCUCUACGAAACGGCAAAUACGCUCUCGCUGUUGACAUGGUGCUCGGAGCUACAAAAUUCUACAACCCCAACAUGCUCACCCUCCUUACCGCUCUCCGCCACAGAUCCGCCAUGCGCACUGCCUUCAAGGGACGUGACGAGACAUCUCUCCAGCCUAUCCUCCGCUGGGUCAUCAAGUACAUUGGUCACCCUCGCUACAUCAAGCUUACGAGCGAUGUUGCCAUGCUCCUAUUGGACCUCUACUCAGAGCAAGCCAUGGAUUCGCCUGAGAUUGACGACCUCCUGAACCAACUUCACCGCAAGGUCAGACACUGCUCAGAGUUGGCACAAGCCGCAUACUCAACUCAGGGUAUGCUCGACUUACUUGUAUCCGGUGCAUGAGCUACGAAAAGGAAAUAGACUUGAGACCAAAAGCUAGCGCAGAGCAGCAUCUAGCCAUGCAUUCACAAGGCAGUCUACGCCUCCAGACGACGCUCCGAGAUGAGGAGCAUGUGGACGUCGGUGAAACGCCUACACGCCCCAAGCAGGCUGUCAGUGAUGAGCGUGAAGUCACUCAGGAGACUGAAGUGUUGGCUCUAUGAAAAUUAUAAAAAGCAUGGAGUCUGGUGUAAAUAGGGCAUAGGGAGGAGCUUGGGAGUUAUGUAGCAGGAUGCAUAAAGUAUUGAUACCCGUUUUCACAAAGUAGUGCAAAAUAUGACGAAGCUCGCACUGCCCCGCAACCAGCUUUCGAUGAUUCUAGCCAUCUCAAUU